AUGCCGGCGAAACGAGUUCGUAGCUUGGUGCGGCGAAUGGCAAAACUCACUGAUGAUGCCGACUACGAUGCCGGCGAAACGUGCGUUCGUAGCUUGGUGCGGAGAAUGGCAAAACUCACUGAUGAUGCCGACUACGAUGCCGGCGAAACGUUUGGGAAUGUAUUAAGUCCACUGUCUGAUGCUGGGAAUCAUGACAACUACUAUGACAGAUGA
Protopolystoma xenopodis is the source of this 213-nucleotide messenger RNA. NCBI's taxonomy places the organism in Eukaryota, Metazoa, Platyhelminthes, Monogenea, Polystomatidea, Polystomatidae. The record is from the annotation of a GenBank genome assembly.